AUGAAUUCAUUGCAUCUCUGUGUGGUCAAACAUGAGUUACUGAUUAGUGGCUUGGCAGAGAUAGUCGUUUGGAAGAGAUACAGUGACUUUAAGAAACUGCACAAAGAUCUCUGGCAAAUUCAUAAAAACCUAUGCAGACAUACAGAACUCUUUCCACCUUUUGCCAAAGCAAUAGUAUUUGGGCGAUUUGAUGAAACUGUGAUUGAAGAAAGAAGGCAAUGUGCUGAAGAUCUGUUGCAGUUUUCUGCUAAUAUCCCUGCUCUGUAUAACAGCAAACAGCUUGAAGAGUUUUUUAAGGGUGGAGAAGUACAUGAUGGGUCUGAACUGAUUGGUCCUGUUGAGCCUCUGUCCGACUCUCUGACUGACAACCUGUCUGACUGCAGCUCUGAAGUUCGAAAGGAUUUAAGUGGGCUUGAUGAUGUGACACUUACGAGCCAGUCAGAAUGCGGAGGCUUCUCCAGUGACAGUGACCUGAUCUCUUUGACAGUUGAUGUAGACUCUCUUGCUGAAUUAGAUGAUGGAAUGGCAUCCAACCAAAGUUCUCCCAGUAGAGCUGUUGGCCUUUGCCUUACAUCUGAACCCCCAGUACAAAGCACGCUGGCACCUGAGCAGGAGUGGAGCAAACCCGAAGGAGAGAGGGAAAGCCAUGGUCUGUUUACUGGAAGCUUAAAACCCAAGCCUGGCAAACAAGAUUACUUGGAGAAAGCAGGCGAGUUGAUAAAACUCGCCUUGAAGAAGGAGGAGGAAGAAGAUUAUGAAACUGCCUUCAGCUUUUAUAGAAAGGGGGUUGAUCUGCUUCUGGAAGGUGUUCAAGGUGAAUCAAGUCCAACUCGUCGAGAAGCAGUGAAAAGGAAGACUGCAGAAUACCUUAUGCGUGCAGAAAAAAUUUCCAGUCUCUACCAUAAAUCCUCUGAAGAUGCAUCUGUUUCUAUGCCUCGAGGAUCACUAAGUUCAAGGCCCUCUUGGAACCUAAGGAGCCCUGCCGAGGAACUGAAGGCCUUCAGAGUCCUUGGGGUGAUUGACAAGGUUUUGCUUGUAAUGGACACUAGAACACAGCAGACUUUUAUACUGAAGGGUCUAAGGAAAAGUAGUGAGUACAGCAGGAGCAGAACGACCAUCAUCCCCCGCUGUGUGCCCAACAUGGUGUGUCUGCACAAGUACAUCAUCUCCGAGGAGUCUGUCUUUCUCGUGUUACAGCAUGCAGAAGGAGGAAAACUGUGGUCUUAUGUCAGUAAGUUCUUAAACAGAAGUCCUGAAGAGAGCUUUGAAAUUCCUGAAGCCAGAACAUCCAGUUCAACUAAAAUUUACCUGGAGCAGCCAACACCUAGUCCUAAAGAAAUCGGUAGCAGCACUGAUUCCAGAGAAAGCUACAGGGAGAGCAUGCUGAAGGUGGUCCCACUGAAGAGCAGCCUAACGCCGAGCUCUCAGGAUGACAGCAGCAACCAGGAAGAUGGCCAAGAGAGUUCCAAGUGGAUGGACUCAGGAUCCAGCUCAGAAGAAGAGUGCACUACUAGUUAUUUAACAUUAUGCAAUGAAUAUGGGCAAGAAAAGAUUGAUUCUGGCUCUCUAAAUGAGGAACCAGUGGUUAAACUGGAGAGCGAAGGUCUAAAUACCAAAGAGAGAAGUUGCUUACAGAAAUGCAGUGUCGUUGGCAGUGAUAGCUUCACCUCUCAGAUUGCACCUCAGGAACGAAAGCUUUUCAUUGACAACGCUGAGUCAGAAAUAGCUAGCCCUACUAGGAUAUUGGACUCAUUAACUAAAUCAAAGAGCAGCCCCAUGGAACUCUUCAGGAUAGAUAGCAAAGAUAGCACUAGUGAGCUCCUCGGGCUUGAUUUUGGAGAAAAAUUAUAUAACCUGAAAUCGGAGCCUUUGAAGCCAUUGUUUUCUGUCCCAGAUCAUGACAGAAGCGUGGAUGCCCUAGAGAGCAAAAUGGAUGUGAGAGCUCAUGACACCGUAAGCAGGGGUUCAAAUGACUCUGUGCCAGUUAUCUCCUUUAAGGAUGCUGCUUUUGAUGAUGUAAAUAGCAUUGAUGAAGGAAGGCCUGAUCUCCUAAUAAACUUACCUGGUAUGUCUGAUGAAACAGAAGAGGCAGCAGUGUCAAGGCCAACAAAGUUUACAAAAACUGAUAGGGAUAUGUUGGAAGUAAAGUUAUUAGAAACACCUGAUGUCUUACAAUUAAAUAAUUCUGCAGAGCCAUGCAAAACAUUUGAUCAAGAGCCAAAUCAUGUGGCACCAGAAGUGGGUGAUCCUUCCCGCGAGGAAGCAAAUGGACAAAGCGGUGUCACUCGGGGAGCUCUUGGGACCCUCUUUACAUCUGACCAAGAGGUAGGUAGUUCAGAAGACGGGGCUCUGUUUCAAGGGCUUGGAGCCUGCUCCUUAAACGUGACAAGCAAAGAAGAAAGUUUGUUUAUUUCCAACCCGCUCUCAGGUGCUCAAGAUGUUAGCUUGGAUGGAGACAUGUUAAGAAAUGAAGCAGUGUUGCUGUUUUCUGAUCAAACUGAAGACUUUGGGAAGGAGGAAAUAGAUUCGGCUUUGUUACCAGCAGCUGAAAGUAAAGAGACAGCAGCGAAGAGGGAAGACAAAACAGCAGUGGCAGGGGAGAAGGAAAUACAUCAAAUUUUUCAGAACCUCGACGAAAGAUUAGCGAUAACCUCCAGGUUUUAUAUCCCAGAGGACUGCAUUCAAAGAUGGGCAGCUGAAAUGGUUGUAGCCCUUGAUGCUUUACAUAGAGAAGGAAUUGUGUGCCGCGAUUUGAACCCAAACAACAUCUUAUUGAAUGAUAGAGGACACAUUCAGCUAACGUAUUUUAGCAGGUGGAGGGAGGUUGAAGAUUCCUGUGACAACGAUGCCAUAGAGAGAAUGUACUGUGCCCCAGAGGUUGGUGCUAUCCUAGAAGAGACAGAAGCCUGUGACUGGUGGAGCCUGGGUGCCAUUCUUUUUGAACUCCUCACCGGGAAGACUCUGGUUGAGUGCCAUCCAUCAGGAAUAAACACUCACACUUCUUUGAGUAUACCAGACCAUGUAUCAAAGGAGGCCCGAUCACUGAUUCAGCAGCUUUUGCAGUUUAAUCCUGCGGAGCGUCUUGGUGCUGGUGUUGCUGGAGUUGAAGACAUCAAAUCUCAUCCAUUUUUUGCCCUUAUAGAAUGGGCAGAUCUGCUGAGAUGAGAGAUGCAUGCCCUCUGAACAAACUCAGGUCAAGCGGACAAGUUUCUCUGGCACAGAAGCACCCUGACUUGCUUCCUUUGGAUGUCCCAAACCAUUUGGACGUGAUGACUAAAGGACGCUGGAGCAAUCAGGCCCAAAGUGAACACUUUUAACAGGAAUCACUGGUUGUACAGGGGGCUAGCUUGUUUUGAUGGCAACUGGUUGCUAUGUGUGUGUAAGUCUUUUCACCAAAGGGAGGUUUGAGAUGAAACUCCUGGGCAGCAUGUUUAGCACUGCCAGCUUGUUGACUAAGUAGAUACAGGAAUGUGCUCCUGGUGCUUUGUCUGAUGAUGGAAGUGUCUAUAGACUGUGCCAGUUGAAAGUAUCUUUUAUAGUGUCAAUAGACCAUUUCCCUAUGCUAAGUGCAGCUCUGGGAGGGCGGGGGGGACGAAGGAGCAAAUAAUUUAUUAAUGGUAUAUGCUGAAUAAAAUACUAAAAUGCUUUAUGCAAAAGUUGAUACGUUAAAAAUAAUAUAUCCAUUAAAAAUUAAGAAAGCUGUUGCAUAAUACUGUGGAAUGUGUCUUGAAAAUGGCAUAUCAUUUCCCACUGUGGAAAGAGCAUAU
Messenger RNA from Fulmarus glacialis (Northern fulmar), 3767 nucleotides. It is a transcript of the gene RPS6KC1, whose product is annotated as ribosomal protein S6 kinase, 52kDa, polypeptide 1. The transcript has 15 exons. Lineage: Eukaryota; Metazoa; Chordata; Aves; Procellariiformes; Procellariidae. Gene Ontology annotation, molecular function: protein kinase activity; ATP binding; phosphatidylinositol binding. Bases 1 to 3165 code for a protein of 1054 amino acids. Gene Ontology annotation, biological process: protein phosphorylation. The record is from RefSeq and is a predicted model, not a curated record. Gene Ontology annotation, cellular component: early endosome.